Molecule: messenger RNA, 1890 nt
Organism: Ustilaginoidea virens
Lineage: Eukaryota; Fungi; Ascomycota; Sordariomycetes; Hypocreales; Clavicipitaceae
Exons: 6
Coding region: 1-1890 (629 amino acids)
Molecular function (GO): RNA binding
Source: RefSeq, a predicted model, not a curated record
AUGAGCUUCAUCACUAUCUCGGACCCUGAAUCGGUUGCUUGGAGGCCAAAGGAGCAGCCGUGCUGCGUGAAAAGCGAGGAAUCGAGCAUAUCGGGCGGGCAGCUUUCAGAUGGGAGUGAAACGACUCAUUCCACCGACAGCAGCGUUGAAGAGGCUCUCGACGAUAGCAUUGCUUUCAACUUGCUAUCCCAGGCGCUACGUCAGAGCGCGGAUCCUACAGGAGCAGUUUCUUGGGAUGCAUCUACGCCUCAUUCCGUCAACGACCACGUCGACAAGAGAAUCUACCAAACGCCCGUUUCGAAAGCUGCCAAGGCCACAGGAGAUAGCGUGGUGGUGCCCUAUGCCGUCAACAUCACGCCGAGCUCUCCUGCCGGGGGCUUGCCAGCAAGCCACUCGUACCAGUCCGUGUCCACGCUGAUGAGUCCCGCUUCGGCCGAAAGGCCUGGCGGUCUGUAUUCCGGAAGCGGCGCUGCUUUCACGCUGACGGAGCCGCGAAACUACGCGCCUCGGACGUCCGGCAUGCCGGUCGCGCUGCUGAGCGAGCCGCCGCCAAGGUUUGACCUGAGCGUGGCGCUGGGCACGCAGCCCCUGCAGCCUGCCGUGGGCAACGGCGGCGGCAAUGCCAGCCGAGCUGUCGCCGGCAGCACGGUGGUGCCGUUCGUCUCCCACAGCCACUCGCCCUCGGCUGGUGAGGUUUUCGCCUUGCGGUCUGAUCACCUCAACCGGCUGACGGGGGUCCCGGCCGGGCUGCCCACGCUCCAGACUGCCUUGCAGCCGGGGAACUUUCCCUUUCUGGAGGGCGCAAGACAGGCUGCGGCUGUCAACUACGGCGUCGUGAAGCUGAAGAAUAUUCCAUUUGCUACGAAACGGGCCGAAGUCAUUGCUUUCCUGGGGAGAAACUCAAAGAUAUUAAACGACGCUGACGAGCCUGUGCACAUCAUCAUGGAGCGAGUCACCAGCAAGACCAUGGAUGCUUAUGUGGAGUUUGUGACCUUGGACGAGGCUAACAAGGCAGUCGAGAAGCACCACCAGCAUUCUCUAAGCGGCCGGGUCAGCAGGCUUGGCGACCGCCCGGUCGAGGUGGAGCUUUCCAACCAGGAAAGCCUCAUGAGAGAUCUGUUCCCUCUUGCCAGAGGGGUCGUGUGGAACGGAGUGACUCCCCACUUCGAACCGUUCAAGCCAUACGAGCCCUGGGGCAACUUCAAGGGCUUCGUGUCGGAGGAAGAGAUGGUGAUGCUCGUCAAGCACGUCGAGGUCCCUCACCGCUCGCCCUUCUCCAGAGACUGCCCACAGAGACCAUACGAAUGCCUGAUCAGCACGCUGAAGAAGUUCCCGUGGUACGCCACGGACCGCAUCACCAUCAGCCAGAGGCGGGCCAUCUUCCGGGCGACCUGCGAGCUGGCCCGCCUGCUGACCCGCAGCAUCCAGAAGCAGGAUGACCCAAUCAACCUGACGGUUCAGCUCCGCCGGCGGCUGCUGAACACGGCCAUGAAGUGUCCUGGCUUCACGCCCCUGAUGAAGGACGACCUUGCUUACAUGGCGGACCUGUCCGAGAUGGAGGAGCGCCAGUUCAACCAGCCACGCUUUGCGAGCUGCUGGCGCCACCAGUACGGCAUUGCCCCCAAGCCAGGCAUGCCACUUGAUGUUGUCGAGUGGUACAUUGCCGUGAUCCGCGAGCAGACUCAGCGGGACGUGACGGCGCGGCACCACGCCGAGCGCAACUGCCUGCAGGAGAAGAGUGCCGAGACGGACAUGUACUGGGGGUACUUUUGGGCCGAGCUUGGCUAUGCCUUUGGCGCUGGCUUUGACCAGAUGACGCUGUCGCAGGCUGCCGACGCGGAAUUUACCGCCAUCGAGCGGAUCCUGGCGCGGGCGCUGCCGAGCGAGUAA